Messenger RNA from Nerophis lumbriciformis (worm pipefish), 1176 nucleotides. NCBI's taxonomy places the organism in Eukaryota, Metazoa, Chordata, Actinopteri, Syngnathiformes, Syngnathidae. The record is from RefSeq and is a predicted model, not a curated record.
AUGCUGAGCGUCGCCUUGCUGUGCAUGUGCGCCGUCACCCUCGGACGCGUCUCGGCUCGCUCCGACAGCGGCAAUUUUUUGGAUGAUAAGUGGCUUGCCGGAAGAUGGGAUAGAUUCAGAGAUGAAGUGGAGGAGCCGGGAACAUGGACCCCAUCCAAGCCCUUUGACCAAGGCCUUGAUCCAGCCAAAGACCCUUGUCUGAAGAUCAAAUGUGGCCGUCACAAGGUGUGCGUGGCUGAAGACUACAAAACAGCCGCUUGCGUCAGCCAGAGGAGGGUUAGCUUUAAAGAUGCCAGUUUGUACCAGAAUCCUGGCUCCAAGUGCAAACCCUGCCCCGUGGUCCACCCUUCCCCUGUUUGUGGAACCGACGGACACACCUACUCCACCAAGUGCAAGUUAGACUACCAGGCAUGCAUCAGCGGCAAGAAGAUUGCUGUCAAGUGUGCUGGCAUGUGUCCUUGCCCUACUCAGCCUGAAAAGAGCUCUACAGAGACGAAAGUGUGCAGCGAGACUGAACUCAAGGAAGUAGUGGGUCGACUGAGAGACUGGUUUAGAGUGCUACGUGACAAUGGCAACCACAAGAGAGACAAGCUCCAGAAGAACAAAUUUGAGAUCGGGGCAUCACCUGUAUGCAAAGAUCCUCUCGGAUGGAUGUUCUCCCGCUUGGACACCAACUUUGACCUCCAGCUUGGCCAAUCAGAGAUCAAGAGCCUCUACCUGGAUAGAAAUGAGCCUUGCUCUGAUGCAUUCUUCAAGUCGUGCGAUACACACGCCGACAAAGUUAUUUCCAGCUCUGAAUGGUGCACCUGUUUCCAGAGGUACACAGACUCCCCUUGUAAAGCUGAGCUGUCAUCCAUCGGCAAGAAGCAAGCGGGAAAGAAGCUGCUCGGCCAGUAUCUGCCGUCCUGCGAUGAGGACGGUUACUAUCGCUCGCACCAGUGUCACAGCAGCAGCGGCCAAUGCUGGUGCGUGGAUCGCUAUGGCAACGAACUGGCCGGCUCACGCACUCAUGGUCCAGCUGACUGCGGUGUUAUUUUAGAGUCUUCAGGAGAUCUCGGUAGCGGUGACUCCUUGGAAACCGAAGACGACGAAGAUUCCUUCGUCCUGAGCGAGCAGGCCGGGAUGGACGAUGAGGAUGACGAGGAUGAUGACGACGAUGACGAAUAUGUGUCGUAA